Aspergillus nidulans FGSC A4 is the source of this 1554-nucleotide messenger RNA. Its product is annotated as argininosuccinate lyase ARG4. Gene Ontology annotation, cellular component: cytosol. The transcript is spliced from 3 exons. Gene Ontology annotation, biological process: L-arginine biosynthetic process. Bases 46 to 1437 code for a protein of 463 amino acids. Lineage: Eukaryota; Fungi; Ascomycota; Eurotiomycetes; Eurotiales; Aspergillaceae. The record is from RefSeq and is a predicted model, not a curated record. Gene Ontology annotation, molecular function: catalytic activity; argininosuccinate lyase activity.
CUGAUUUGUAUCAAUUCCUUCCUGACAUCCCUCAAUUGCAUCACAAUGAGCGCUCCCAAAGUUGCCGAGAACAUGCUGUGGGGAGGUCGAUUCACACAGGGCCUCGACCCCCUCAUGGUCCAGUACAACGAGUCACUCCCCUAUGACCGCAUCCUCUGGAAGCAAGACAUCGCCGGCUCGAUCGCCUUCGCCCGCGCCAACACAAAAUCCGGCAUUCUCUCCGCCCACGAGUUCUCUGAGAUUGAGCGCGGCUUCAAGCAGAUCGCCGAGGAAUGGAGCACAAACACCUUCGUUGUCAAGCCCAAUGACGAGGACAUCCACACUGCCAACGAGCGCCGUCUGUCCGAGAUCAUCGGCAAGGAGAUUGGCGGAAAGCUGCACACCGGCCGCUCCCGCAACGAGCAGAUCGCAACCGAUCUUCGUCUGUGGCUGCGCGACGAGCUUCGCAAGCUCGAUGCCUUCCUCAGCGACCUCAUCAAGGUCUCUAUUGCCCGUGCCGAGAGCGAGAUUGACUAUAUCAUGCCCGGAUACACACACCUGCAGAAGGCCCAGCCAGUCCGCUGGAGUCACUGGCUCUUGUCCCAUGCGACUGCGUUUGCCGACGAGCUGAAGCGACUGCGGGAGGUCACAAAGCGGGUGAACCGCUCGCCGCUCGGUACCGGUGCGCUCGCGGGUAACCCCUUCCACAUUGACCGAGAGGCUAUGGCUAAGGAGCUGGGCUUUGAGGGGCUCCUGUACAACUCGAUGAAUGCCGUUGGCGAUCGAGACUUUGCGAUGGAGACGAUGCAGUGGGGAAGCUCGUUUAUGCUUAAGAUCUCGCGCUGGGCGGAGGAUCUGAUCAUCUACUCCAGUCUGGAGUUUGGGUUCGUCCGCUUGUCGGAUGCGUACUCGACUGGGUCGUCGUUGAUGCCUCAGAAGAAGAACGCUGACAGCCUCGAACUCCUCCGUGGCAAAGCCGGCCGCGCCUUCGGCCACAUGGCCGGCCUAAUGUGCACGAUCAAGGGUCUCCCUACAACAUACAACAAAGAUCUGCAAGAGAGUGUCGAGCCCCUCCUCGAUCACAUCAAGACCGUCGGCGAUAGCAUCCAGAUUGCGACUGGCGUGCUGUCCACGCUGACCACUAUCCCAGAGAAGAUGGCCGCCGCCUUGGCACCUGAAAUGCUCGCCACCGAGUUCGCCGACUACCUUGUUCGCAAGGGCGUGCCCUUCCGCGAGGGCCACCACAUUUCCGGCCGCGUCGUCCAGCUCGCUGAGAAGCACGGCGUUCCCAUGGACCAGCUUAGCCUGGAGCAGCUCAAGAGCGUGGAUGACAGGUUUGGCGAUGAUAUCCAGGAGUGCCUGGACUACGAGCGGGCGGUUGAGUUGAAGGAUGCUAUUGGUGGGUGCAGUAAGAGGGCAGUGCUGGAGCAGACUUCGGUGCUCAAGAGCAUUCUGUGAGUGUAUUCUAGGAACUUCAGUAACAUGAAGCAAGCGGGAAGGUUGGAAUUGGGGUCAAAAAGCUCGGGUUAGAUCUUAUGAGAUAUAUGGAUGUUUUAAUGCAUAGAGAGUUUGGAU